AUGGCAGAACGAGCCCCGUCACCGAUACUGUCGCUCGAUAUUCUUAGGUUCAAGCUCAACACAAAGAUCGACGCAAAGAACCAAAUUGUUGAGCACUCAGAGGGCAAGAGAGGGUGGUGGCCGGUCGUCUGGCCGCUGCUACAGGCAGGUACUAAAUGGAAGAGGGAGGAUAAGCUUGGCGAGGGCGGGUACGGAGAGGUCUUUCUUCAGCAGGAGCAGCGGACGGGGGAGUUGAGGGCGGUCAAGGAGAUAAAGCUGGAAUUUAGGAAGAUGGGGGAUCGACACAGGGUGAUUGAGCGGGAGUUGAGGACGAUGCUUGCGCUGAGAGAUAAUAAUCUGUUCGUGAAAUGCCUGGGAUGGUACGAGGACACGAACUCUAUCUAUAUUGCAAUGGAAUACAUGAAGGGUGGCGACUUAUCACAGUAUAUCAAGACUGAAUUCGAAUUCGGGAAGAUGUCAGAGGAAAAGGCCCGGCAAAUAGUUGAGCAAGUGCUCGAUGGGCUUGUGGUGCUGCAUAAGAAAAAAAUAUGCCACAGAGAUCUAAAGCCAAAGGAUCGUUCCCAGCCCCAUACCGACCCCAUACCCACACAUGGUCUACUACUCGAGUUCAGUUAUGAGCUGCAAAUAUGGAGGUCGUAUCAAGGUAAGAUUUCUAUAGUGGAGCUCAUCCUGAACAGAAAUAGUCUACCAAUGGGGACGCCGGGGGAGAAGGAGACACCAGCUAUCUAUGCCUAA
This is a messenger RNA of Morchella sextelata, 735 nucleotides long. RefSeq lists its product as uncharacterized. The transcript is spliced from 3 exons. Lineage: Eukaryota; Fungi; Ascomycota; Pezizomycetes; Pezizales; Morchellaceae. The record is from RefSeq and is a predicted model, not a curated record. Gene Ontology annotation, molecular function: protein serine/threonine kinase activity; ATP binding. Bases 1 to 735 code for a protein of 244 amino acids. Gene Ontology annotation, cellular component: cytoplasm. Gene Ontology annotation, biological process: peptidyl-serine phosphorylation; autophagy.